Exophiala dermatitidis NIH/UT8656 is the source of this 1719-nucleotide messenger RNA. RefSeq lists its product as uncharacterized. NCBI's taxonomy places the organism in Eukaryota, Fungi, Ascomycota, Eurotiomycetes, Chaetothyriales, Herpotrichiellaceae. Gene Ontology annotation, cellular component: membrane. The coding region runs from base 1 to 1719 and encodes 572 amino acids. Gene Ontology annotation, molecular function: transmembrane transporter activity. Gene Ontology annotation, biological process: transmembrane transport. The transcript is spliced from 3 exons. The record is from RefSeq and is a predicted model, not a curated record.
AUGCUCCCCGAACGCAAUUCGAGUACCGUCACUGGCGUCCACCACAAGUCGGUCGCAGAAGAACCGGUCACUUCCGUCCUCGCACCGGGAGAGGUUCCAAUCUUGGACCGAGAGUUGAAUGAUGACGAGGAGGUUUUAGCAGCUUUGGGUUACAAACCCGAAUUCAAGCGCGAAUUCUCGCUGUGGACGUCUUUCUGCGUCUCUUUCGCUGUCCUCGGCUUACUACCGUCUUUCGCCUCCACCGUCUACUAUGGCAUGGGAUAUGCAGGGACCCCUGGCAUGGUCUGGGGAUGGUUGAUCGCAAUGGCAUUCAUCCAAUGUGUGGCAAUGGGGAUGGCUGAAUUAUGUUCAUCUAUGCCUACCAGUGGCGGUCUUUACUAUGCCGCAGCUGUCCUCGCACCUCCCGGAUACGGACCACUUGCUGCAUGGAUUACUGGUUGGUCCAACUGGCUAGUCCAAGUUACCGGCGCUCCUUCGGUGGAUUACGCUUUGGCCUCGAUGAUUCUGGCUGCCGGUUCCAUCAACGAUCCUUCUUACGUCCCUCAAAACUAUCAGGUUUUUCUAUUAACCACCCUCAUCAUGAUUGUCCAUGCCGUCAUCUCGUCGAUGCCGACUAAAUGGAUCGCCACAUUCAACUCAUAUGGCAGCACCUUCAACAUCAUUGCAUUGGUGGUUACCAUCAUCGCCAUCCCAGCUGCCACGAACCGCCCAGAAAAGGGUCUGCCCCGUUUCACCAAGAGCAGUACCGUUUGGGGCAAUUGGUACGAGGGCACCGACUUCCCGAACGGUGUCGCUCUCCUCAUGUCGUUCAUCGCUGUCAUCUGGACCAUGUCCGGCUAUGAUGCACCUUUCCACUUGGCGGAGGAAUGCAGCAACGCCAACAUUGCCAGCCCGCGAGCGAUCGUUCUAACAUCAGGAGUUGGCGGGUUGAUGGGUUGGUUUCUGCAGCUGGUCGUGGCUUACACUGUCAUCGACAUUGACUCGGUCCUUAGCUCGGAGAUUGGCCAGCCUUGGGCGUCGUAUCUGAUGGAAGUUCUUCCCAAGAAUACGGCACUGGCCAUUUUGUCUUUGACCAUCAUUUGCGGCUUUUCAAUGGGUCAGGGUUGCAUGGUUGCUGCAUCGCGGGUCACCUACGCCUACGCCCGCGACGACUGCUUCCCGUUUUCGAAUAUUUGGAAGAAGGUCCAUCCAUGGACUAAGACUCCUGUCAACGCGGUAUGGUUCAAUUGUGUGGUCGGCAUCCUCCUGACCUUGCUGUUGUUUGGGGGCGAGGCAUCCAUUGGUGCCAUCUUCAGCGUUGGGGCUUUGGCGGCGUUUGUGGCCUUUACUAUCCCCAUCACGAUCCGCACAUUUUUCGUCGGCAGCCGGUUCCGCCGCGGACCAUGGCAUCUGGGCAAAUUUUCGUAUCCCAUUGGUGUGGCCUCUACCUGUUUUACCACGUUGAUGAUCCCCAUACUUUGUCUACCCAGUGUGACUGGCUCGGAUUUGGACCCGUCGUUGAUGAAUUGGACCUGUCUCGUCUGGGGCGGACCGAUGCUGAUCAUUUUGGUCUGGUGGGUGGUCGAUGCACACAAAUGGUUCAAGGGACCAAAGGUCAAUAUUGAGCAUGCAAUGCUGGGGAGGGAGGGCAAUGUUUUGGAUGCUAAGGAUGCAGGUUCGGAUACUGGGUCUCAAACUACUCCGUAUUCUGUUAAAGGGGGUAAAGCGGCCGAGGUGUAG